AUGAAAGCAGGAAACAUCCUAGGACAACUCCUAAGCAAGAACCCGAAGAUAGAUAGUCCCAGCUUCUGGGAAAGCCUCGAUAAGUACUGUACAGAAGGUCCCUACCAAGAAACAAAGCUUUCCAUGAAGGCAAAACAAAACUUAUCCGCAGCCAUUAAGUACGCUUGCUCUACCAUCGAUAAGAAUACAUACUCCGAUAUUGUUAUCAAAUGGUUAAAUACCAUUAUCGAUAAUAGUGCCAUCUUAUCGAAUUUCGGAGAGAAAGAAUACGCCUUCUACCAGACUGUUACGGCAUUCUCUACAACUGUACUUGACAAGGAACCUUCCCAAGUCAAUACGAAACGCCAGCUUGACCUUAUUGCUACAUUAUUCCAUUUGAUCGACGAAUUCCCCAUUUUCCAUGACCAAAUAGGCGAAGAAGUUGCUACACUAUGCAUAAACAUGAUACUUAAGAGGAGCGAGGAAGUAGAAUUGGUCAACAGAUGCCUGUCAUUAUUAUUUAUCGUUAUUGACAACGAUAAUGUCCGAAAAUCCCUCAGCGAUAAGACAGAGGAGUUCUCUAAGCUCAUUUCCACCUCUCAUUACCCACGUUUACAGCUUCAGUUCCUUGAAUUAUUCUUCAGAAUCCAAACCUCCAUUUCUGGAUUCGAUUGCACCACUACAGAUACUCAGAACUUCAAUGAGUCCUCCCACCAGUGCCUUCUGAAGGUCAACGGAGCUUCGAAGGAGCCGAUCUUCAAUAUCAAAUUCAAUUCUCUUGCCAAUUCCAACAAGAAAGAGUUCGGAAAUGGUUGGCUCGACAUUGGAUUUGACGACAUGAUCAUCUGCUUCAACGAUUCCGUCAUUACCAUCAAAUUUGAUGAUAUCGACGGUCUUGACUCCUCCGAUGGCAACUUAUCAGUGACUGAUGCAGAAGGAAUCCCACAACUCGAAGUCCCAGCCGGUGGACAAUUCACCAUCAUCCCAGAUAUCAAGAUCGAACCUCCCCAAAUGGAACAGAUCUUCAGCAGAAUCUCAUAUGGCGAAUCUGUCUCCAAUUCACAGAAUCCACAGCUCGAAUCUAAUAUUCCAAUUCCUCCUCCACAACCAGUUCAAGAACAACAUCCAAGGUCAUCAGUUGCUCCUCCAGAGAUGGUCAACAAAGAAGAAACAAUCCAGAAACCGAACAAAGUCAGAUCUUCAAUUGCUAUGUUUGUUCCUGACAAAGAAAGAGAACAACAACAAACAGUACAAUUAGAAGACACAAAUGACUUGUUCGAGGACAACUUUAGUGAUAACGAUAGUAUCGCUAAAAGUGUUGAUUCAAACAUCAUUCCUCCGCAGCAACAGAUUGAACAGAAGAUAGAAAGUAUCAUUGAAGAAGAAGAGGAUGAAGAUGACAGCACAUAUCAGCCACCUGUUGAAUCAAUUCCUUCUCCUGUUGAAGAGAGUUCUGAGAGUCAGGAAUACGAACCUUCUCCUCCUUUGUUAGAGAUAAACAUUGGUCAAUCAUUAGUUGCAGAAAAAUCUUCAAAAACACAGGAAGAAACUGCUAAAAAUGAUUCUCCACCUUCAUCACCGAAACAAUUGAUGCCGAGUGUAACAGAUAACAACGUUUUCGGUGAGUUACCAAUGAAUGUCUCUAAUUGUCUCGAAGGAGGACUAAAAAGUCUCUCUUUGACAACUUUGGAACACGUCAAAGUUUUCUCUGAAUUACUUAAGAGACACGUUGACAGAUUCAGAGAUGAUAUGACUGCAAAGAUAAGAGAGAGAGAAACAGGAUCUGUCAAACAGUUGGAGACAUCGAAGUCUAAUUUCCAAGACAACAUAUUGGUGUUUAAGAGGAAAGAAGCUUCAAUUCAUCAGUCUCUCAAUGGUUUCGAAGACAAAACAAGAGAAAUCUCCGCUCAGUUGACUUCUCUUCAGAAAUCAAUGAGACAAAACAUUUCUUCCCACAGAAAAGCACUCGAAGCGAAACUUGCAAUGCUCAGAAAACAGGCAAGAAAUGACACUUCUGAUGAUGAAGCAUCUGAAGCCCUCGACAGCCAAGAAACUGAAAGCGAGUUCUAA
Molecule: messenger RNA, 2049 nt
Organism: Trichomonas vaginalis G3
Lineage: Eukaryota; Parabasalia; Trichomonadida; Trichomonadidae
Exons: 1
Coding region: 1-2049 (682 amino acids)
Source: RefSeq, a predicted model, not a curated record